Durusdinium trenchii is the source of this 1819-nucleotide messenger RNA. The record is from the annotation of a GenBank genome assembly. Lineage: Eukaryota; Dinophyceae; Suessiales; Symbiodiniaceae.
GUCAGCGACGCUGCUUGCAACAACCGAUUUUCCAGCGGCCAUGCCGGUAGACUGCCACAGCAACGUGUCAAGUCAUGCAGAGGCUUCUGAACUACUUUUCCCCAGAAGAUGCCGAGUGGCCUCCUUGGCAUGUGGGCGGACGCUACGAGGUCAUGCGGCCGGUGGACUUGAUCCAUCGUACAGAUUCACCUGGCAACGUUUUGAAGUUGACACCACAGACUAUCGUGUUGGUAAUGGCAGUUCGUGUUGUUCAAGAUGAUGCCGAAGAGGUCAUCAUAGGUUACCUGGCGGACACCAACAUCGACCCCAAGAGAAAUGAUGGCAGGCCGCUUUGUGGUUGGGGACAGCUUUGGCACCCAAAGGAUGGGCCAAAGCUGGGCCGACGGGCCCUGCAGAGCUGGGAGACGGGAGGUUGCUACAAAGUGGAUGGCAAGCCAGUCCUGCGAGUUGGUGCAGACUUGGAGACGGAUGCUCUAUGCGAGUUGGAUGAGCCAAACGAGGUACUUUUGCUGGACCUUGCCCUGGCAGUCACAAAAUCCAACUCAGAGCCACGCUUGCGUGGGAAGGUGCGCACCGAUGGUGGACUUCUUGGAUGGUUAACCAUUGAGUUGCCGGGGGCUCCACCGUUGCUUCAUCGCGUGAAUCUUCUUCGAAAAGAUGCGCUUUUGGGACAGAUCAGUCCCUUUCCGGUGCCGGUUUGUCUGGACAUGGCCGUUUGCAAAGAAUCUGCGCGCCGUAGCUCUCGACGAGCACCAGUGGUGGGGCCCAGCGACUAUCCAUGGGACAUAGGAGGUGUUUACCGAACAUUGGAAAAGGUGAGGUUUGACGAGGGCAUUGUUCUACGCGCUGGGAAGUUGGUGCGGGUGGUAGCGAUUCGACCGUUUGCUGCAGAAUCUCGCGUGGACCAAGAGCAGUUGCGAUUGCACCUCCGAGUCGAAACUGGCACUAUGGCUGGACGAAGUGGUUGGAUCACUACUAGCAGCUCCAUCAGGAAGGCAGCACUGGAUGUCAGAAACCACUUGGAGUUUCAGCAAGUUAUAGAAGCUGCUGCUGUCGAACCUCCUUCCGAGGCCUUCACAGUACGGAUUGAGCGCUGUGGGCGGGCGUUGGGGCUGCACCUCCGUGGUCUCCAUAUAGACACAAUACUACCUGAAGGAGCAUUUCACGAGUGGAACCAGGCGAGCACUGCGCAGAAGGUCAAGCCGGGGGACCGGAUCAUUGGAGUAAAUGGCCUGGAUGAUCGGUCUAUCGAGACCUUGAUCUCUGAAAUGAAAGAGAAGGAAAUCCUCUACGUGCGUAUCCUUCAAGAUGCAGGUGCACGGCCCCAAGCUGCCGGCGCUGAGGAGGAAUUGCGGAAAGGACCAGACCUCGCGAUGUUGCGCUGCGACUCUGAGACUGUGCUCAAAGAGGACAACUGGGAGAGGAAGGAGGAAGCAGAAGCGAGAUCUGAGUUGGAGGAGCAAUGGAGAUCGGAGAAGAAGUCUUUGGCCACACCGUCAUUCAUUGUUGGAAAGGAUUCCGCAAGAGCAAAGAUCCGCAUCACUGAGGACGAGCCGGACUGGAAGCCAUUUUGUGAAGGUGAAGGCGUUCCAUUGGAGGAUGCUCAUGACAAAUGCCCAUGCCGAGAGCAAUGCAAAGAACAUUGCCACGAGGAAGGCUUUUUGUCAUUCCUCAGUUGCGGUCCUCGAGUCUCCAGAGGACUUGUGGAACCAGCUCCAGAGCCUGGAAGCUCCUGAGUGAUGUCAAGCACAUGUAUCACAACCGACCCUGCUGAAAAGUGGCAAGGGUCACAGACCCAUGGCCUAAUGUGCCUCAGCAA